Messenger RNA from Zingiber officinale, 309 nucleotides. RefSeq lists its product as uncharacterized. The coding region runs from base 1 to 309 and encodes 102 amino acids. Lineage: Eukaryota; Viridiplantae; Streptophyta; Magnoliopsida; Zingiberales; Zingiberaceae. The record is from RefSeq and is a predicted model, not a curated record. The transcript has 2 exons.
AUGUGGAUGAUCAUCAAAAUUGGAAUUACACUUCCACUCGACAGCUCGGGAAAACCACCUUCUUGCGAGAACUGGGAUACAAGCAUAAUCAAGAAAGUUAAGGCCAAUGCCAAAGCAACCUGCACCCUUCAAUGCGGCCUAACCAAGGAGGAGUUAAACCGAGUCGGCCCGUUCUUAAGCUCAAAAGAGCUAUGGGAAAAAUUGAUUGAGCUACAUGAGGGCACUUCUGAUACAAAGGAAAGUAAGUUAGCGAGCCAACUUCAUGCUCGUAUACAAGACCUCCUCAAUGACCUCCAUGCCAUCGGAUAG